CGCCCAUGACAGCAGCUGUUUACACUUUGAACGUUAACCAACAUUAAGCCGGCUGCUUGUUUAUCAGCUGUCCAUUGGUUUUGUAACUGCUCCACAGAAUAAUCAAAAGUAUACAUUAAAGUUCUCAAAUACAUCCGAAAAUGAUGCGCUACGAGGGAAACGAGCGGCUGGCCGAUGAGACAGCGUGCGCGGGCGUGCGUGCGGAUCUGAAGAUGUGCCUCCUAGAGAGCGAUUGCUGCAAAAUGGGCAAGACGCCGCGCCAGUGCCUCCAGGACAACAACGUUCCAUCCGAAUGCCAGGUGCUCCGCAACACCUUCUAUGAGUGCAAGCGCUCCCUGUUGGACAACCGACAGCGCUUUCGAGGUCGCAAAGGCUACUGAGGUUUAAACUUAAAUUAUAUUAUUAAGCGCUUAAAAUACAAAAAAUUACACACAUGA
Molecule: messenger RNA, 437 nt
Organism: Drosophila yakuba
Lineage: Eukaryota; Metazoa; Arthropoda; Insecta; Diptera; Drosophilidae
Product: cytochrome c oxidase assembly factor 5
Exons: 2
Coding region: 141-380 (79 amino acids)
Biological process (GO): mitochondrial respiratory chain complex IV assembly
Cellular component (GO): mitochondrion
Source: RefSeq, a predicted model, not a curated record